GAAGCGGCUACUACUACGUGCCUGCCGCUGGCUCCAGUGUGGCAAGCUUGCCGGCUGCUUCAACCUACCGCUACACGGUCCCAGCUGCCACCGUGCCAGGCUACGCACCACCUGCAAGGGUCAGCUAUGUCGCCACCCCGCAAAGGACUGUUGCCG
Molecule: messenger RNA, 156 nt
Organism: Symbiodinium sp. CCMP2456
Lineage: Eukaryota; Dinophyceae; Suessiales; Symbiodiniaceae
Source: the annotation of a GenBank genome assembly